CCGUCAUGGCUUAAAAGGUUUAAAGCCUUUUGAAAAUAGCAUCACUGAUAGCUAUUUAUGAGGUUAAUUCACGCUAAAUUGUAUUUAGAGAGUAAAGAAUUUACUAAAAUGGAUGUAAUUAAUAAUAGUGUUACGGGAAUGAAAACUGAGUUCAGUGAGCUAAUACAGUAUAUGCCGACACGUUCCAUCAGCGACGCCGCAGCGACUUUUCAGGUUAGCAGGAAAUCAGCACCUUCUAAAACAGAUAUACUGGAGGCAGUGAAAUUAGAUCCAGCAGUUUUGGAGGCGCAGAUCACAAUUGACAACAGCGGCACCGGACCUGAUACAACUACACAACGUUGUAAUUCCGCAACUAAGGACAGAAAAGCUCUUGUUAUGCGAGGCCAGUCGUCAAACAUCUCAACCUUUGAAAAGAUGAUGUCGAUGCAGCAGGCAGCGCUCUUGGCCCUGAGUCCUAAUCAGUUCGAGUUGCUGUUGAAAUUCACCGAUACACUUCGCGCUCAGCGUCGGAAUAAUCAGAUGAAUUUAGAAUGUGCCUUCUGCAAGAACAACGGCAAUCCUGUAGCCUGGUACACGUCUCACGCGUUAAAGAAUUGGCGCGGUAAGGUGCGGUGUCCUGUGUUGCGUGCCCACAUAUGUCCACGAUGUGGCGCUACCGGCGAUUAUGCUCACACAAACAAAUACUGUCCAGAGAACAUCUGAUUCUGAGGGUGUUUUACAACACUUUGUAAGGUCUCGUCAUUAAAUAGCUCAGAUUUCGCCAGACGCCUAGUACCUAGUUGUAGUGGACGCGUGCAUCUCCGCAGUUCUGUGAUUGGCCAGUGGUGCUAUCCUCCACAAACGUUCCCAGUUGCUUGCGUGGAAAUAUCAAGCUUGCUGGAUAUCAAACUCACGCAACGCAAAGAAAUCCAACGCAAACCAAGCGGCCGGCGCAAGCGAGCGACUCGUGCACAGUCCUGCCUGCGCGUACGAGACAGACCUUUGCGUAUGCGCGAAGCGAGUCACGCAAGCAAGCUAAAAACGCAAGUGAAAGACUCGUAAACCCGUCAUUACGCCGGUUGGCAGAUCCUUUCAUCACGAUAGCAAGCGUUAUAGUCUACGCCAUGAAGACUAUAAUGCUUGUUGAGAAGACGCGUAUUUAUUGCCCCCGGAAUGAAUUUAUGACUUCAUGAAGACGACUAUCAAGAACAGCUAA
Messenger RNA from Hyposmocoma kahamanoa, 1195 nucleotides. RefSeq lists its product as uncharacterized. Gene Ontology annotation, molecular function: mRNA binding; zinc ion binding. Gene Ontology annotation, cellular component: perinuclear region of cytoplasm. The coding region runs from base 58 to 702 and encodes 214 amino acids. Gene Ontology annotation, biological process: oogenesis; negative regulation of translation. The transcript is spliced from 7 exons. The record is from RefSeq and is a predicted model, not a curated record. NCBI's taxonomy places the organism in Eukaryota, Metazoa, Arthropoda, Insecta, Lepidoptera, Cosmopterigidae.